This is a messenger RNA of Saprolegnia diclina VS20, 1993 nucleotides long. Its product is annotated as TKL protein kinase. The transcript has 3 exons. Lineage: Eukaryota; Oomycota; Saprolegniomycetes; Saprolegniales; Saprolegniaceae. The record is from RefSeq and is a predicted model, not a curated record. Bases 111 to 1931 code for a protein of 606 amino acids. Gene Ontology annotation, molecular function: ATP binding; protein kinase activity. Gene Ontology annotation, biological process: protein phosphorylation.
GUGCAAGUCACUUGGUGCACAAGACUGCCACGUGGUUUCGGCGCGCCGAGAGCCAGCGCCGGAGCAGGUGGCGGCGCCGCCACGUCGUGCACAUAAUCCCAGACGCAGCGAUGCAACUCGUCCUUCUCUUGCUGGUGCUCGCGCCGGCGGUCGCCGACUGGUCGUGCAUGCGCGUGAACAGCGCAAUCGACGCCUUCCGCCUCAACGCCGACGGCGACGUCGAGUGCGGGUCGCUCGACGGGCGCAGCUGCAACUGGGUCAAGACCUCAAGCAAGUGCGAUAGCUCGCCCAGCGACGCGCUCGCUUGCGGCGCGAUGCACAAGAAGCUCUACGGCAUCACGGGCUACGACGAUCCGAGUCAUUGGUGCUACAAGGUCCGCCUCGUCCUGAGUCCCGUGACCGACACGCCCGUGACGGAUGCACCAACAACCCUCGCACCAACAACCCUCGCACCAACAACCCUCGCACCAACAACCCUCGCACCAACAACGCUGGCGCCAACGACUGUAGCGCCAACGACUGUAGCGCCAACGACUGUAGCGCCGCGUCCGACGACCGCGAUGCCGUCCAAGGCGCCCGCCACGCCGUCGGCGACAGUCGCGACCACCGCACCGACCUCGCUGGACGUCGAGCCGUCGUCGAACGGUAGCACAACCGAGGCUCCACGCCCCACGACGUCGACCGUGCUGCAACCAGCCGACGCCACGUCCACCUCGAGCGGGGUCAUGGGCACAGUGGGCUACCUCGUCUUGGCACUCGGCGCGCUCGUGUGCGUCGGCGCCAUUGCGUUCUUUCUUUUGCGCCGGCGAAAGAAGCACAAGGAGCAGCUCGACUCGCUCAUGUGGGCCGAGACGCACAAGUCGCUCCACCAGAUCGACGCCAAAGCGCAAGUGGCCGAAGGCUACUACUCGCAAGAGCCCGCCAAGCCACCGCCGCCCAGUGGCACGUUCUCGGCGCGCGUGACCGAGCAGUCGUGCGACAUUGAAGAUGGCUUUGACGCGUACAUGCCAGCCUUUGACACGAUCUACAGCAAUGAAAACAGCAGCUUCCUCGUCCAAGCGGCCAAGGCCGACGCCGACCUCCUGGAAGAGCUCGAGCUCUGGCGCCUCGACGGAGCCCUCCUCACCCUCACGGAGCAGCUCGCCUCGAGCCAGGACAAGGAGGUGUGGCGCGGCGUCUACGACGACGAGGUGGUUGCGGUCAAGAGCCUCAAGGUGCACUCGAUGGAGAACGCGACGGCCAAAUUCGUGCACGAGAUCCAAAUCCUCAUGAAGCUUGACUGCCCCAAUAUUGUGGCCAUGUACGGCGUCAUUUACUCGCCCGAGAACGUCUCGGAGAGCGUCCAACUGGUCUACGAAUUCAUGGACAAUGGCAACCUCGCGCAGUACCUCGCUCGCACCCCGGUGCACGAGAUGCACUGGACCGAGAAGGUCCGGUACGCGAUCGAUAUUGUCAUCGGCCUCCAGUACCUCCACGCCCGGGGCAUCAUCCACCGCGACCUCAAGUGCAAGCACGUGCUCGUCAACUCCAACAUGCAGGUCAAGCUCACGGACUUCAACGGGUCGCGCGAGACCGACGUCUUUAUGACGCAAGGCGCCGGCACCUUGCGCUGGACGGCCCCCGAGGUGUACACGGGCAGCUCGUACACGGUGGCCGCCGACAUUUACUCGCUCGGCAUGAUCUUCGUCGAGCUGGAGACGCACCUGACGCCGUUCGCAAAGGAGGUGACGUCCAAGGGCCGGCCGCUCAACGACUUUGAGAUCAUGCAGCGCGUCCAAGACCAGUCGCUCGUACCGCACUUUCCAGCCGAGAGCCCGUUUCGAGAGAUGGGGCUGCAGUGCGUCGCGUGGGACCCGCAGCUGCGCCCGACGCCCGACGAGAUCAUCACUGCGCUCGAAAACGAGCUGCAGCGCGCGACCAUGUCGUUUUAAUAUCGUGGUAAUAUAUAGGUGUAGGGUUGUGUUGAUUCUGCGCUCUGGGACAAUUACAAAAA